Dermacentor albipictus is the source of this 1218-nucleotide messenger RNA. The record is from RefSeq and is a predicted model, not a curated record. NCBI's taxonomy places the organism in Eukaryota, Metazoa, Arthropoda, Arachnida, Ixodida, Ixodidae.
AUGGCUAAGGCCAAAUGGUUUGCCGCUGCACUCGGUGAAGACAACUUCGCCGACAACACAGGGUGGCUGCAGAGGUUUAAGAACCGCCAUAGGAUAGCUGGCAAAACCAUUUCUGGCGAAAGCGGAGCCGUCAUCAGCGAGGAUAUCCAGCAGUGGAUUUCGAAGAAAUGGCCAGAAAUUCGCGCGAAGUUUUCUCCCGCGGAAAUCUUCAACACCGACGAGACCGGGUUGUUUUGGCAGAUGAUACCCAGCAAGACGCUCGACGUCCGGGGCAGCACGUGUCACGGGGGCAAGAUGAGAAAAUUCCGCGUGAGCGUUCUGCUCGCAGCUAACAUGGAUGGCUCUCGAAAACUUCAGUCGUUUGUGAUCGGCAAAGCAAGGGCACCGCGCUGCUUCAAAAACUGUAAGCAGCUCCCCGUCCGCUACGCCUUCAAUAAGAAGGCGUGGAUGACGCGUCAGCUGUUUAUGGAAUGGCUGCAAGCAUGGGACGCCGAACUGGGCAAGUCGGGGCGUCACGCUUGCCUUCUCGUUGAUAACUGGUCGGCCCAUCACACCACCUGCGAGCUCGAAAACAUCGAGCUCAAGUUUCCGCCUGCGAAUACGACAGCGAAGUUGCAGCCGCUCGACCAGGGCAUCAUUAAGUCUUUCAAGGUCGGUUACAGGACGCGACUCAUUGAUAGGCUCUUGGUGAACCUCCGCAUGGGCACCGAGCUUAAGGUUGAUCUGCUGGGGGCCAUUCAAAUGAUGACGGGCGCCUGGAGAGAUGUGAAGCUGGAUACUGUGGUCAACUGCUUCCGGAAGUUGGAAGUGUCUGCUGACGAUUUUGUGGACUUUGUGGACAGCAAUGUUCAGGAUGUUGCUAGCCUCGCCGACGAGGACAUUGUAGCUGCAGUCGCAGGGACCCAGGCCGACAGCUCGAGUGGCGACGAAGAUCGUCCUGACGAGGGGGCUGCUACACGCUCGUACUCCACCACUGAAGUGGCGGCCGCGUUCAGCUUGAUUCGCCGUUGUUGCAGCGAGAUGGAAGGAACCGGGCUUCCGCACCUGAACAGCCUCGAUAGGAUCGAGGAGGUUGUGACCAAGUACUGCACCAGUGUGGCCAAUCCUGUUCUGGUGAAGGAGUGCGUUACCGGUUCUGGUCACCAGGAUCAGGCCACACUCCAGGCCAAACGACGCUCUAAGCUUGCGCAUGCUGCUCUUGGCAGCGCGUGCUCGUGA